Malaclemys terrapin pileata is the source of this 4195-nucleotide messenger RNA. RefSeq names its product MLLT11 transcription factor 7 cofactor (gene MLLT11). Bases 188 to 457 code for a protein of 89 amino acids. The record is from RefSeq and is a predicted model, not a curated record. NCBI's taxonomy places the organism in Eukaryota, Metazoa, Chordata, Testudines, Emydidae. Gene Ontology annotation, cellular component: nucleoplasm; cytosol. The transcript has 2 exons. Gene Ontology annotation, biological process: apoptotic signaling pathway; positive regulation of DNA-templated transcription; positive regulation of release of cytochrome c from mitochondria.
UAGGAGGGGCUGCAUUGCGGAGACAGACAGACACGCGCGCACACUCGCACCCAGACAAAAGCAAGGCAGAACAUUCUGCAAGCCUGCCUGACGCCCAGCUGCAGCAGAAGACGCUUUCGGCACAAAGAAGACCCUGUCAGCUGGGUUAGCAGCCACCAGAUCCGACCCUUCCUUAAAACAGGCGGAGAUGCUGGACACGGCGAACAGCCAGUACAACUCCUUUCUCUAUUGGAGGAUGCCCAUCCCGGAGCUCGACCUGGCGGAGCUGGAGGGGCUGGGGUUGACCGACGCGGCGCUCUACAAAGCCAAGGGAGGUGUGGGCAAGCGGUCCGGGGCCUGGAAACAGCCCAGGCAGGACAUCUCCGAGGAAGAGGACACUCUCCUGCAGUUCAACAGCUUCAAUUUCUGGCGCGCGCCGAUAGCCAGCGUUAGCGCGUUCGAUUUUGAUCUGGUCUGAUGCCAGUGGCCCAGGCACACGACCGGGUCUUUUUGGUUAGGUCUCUGUGUUGUCCUUUACUUUGAAAGUGGUUGCUGACGAUUCUGAUUAACGAGUCGCCCAGUGAUGACGCCUCCAAGGCUCACCGUCUGUGUUUCCCCAUCCACCCACCUUCUCUCUUCUCAAGGGUAUGUCGACAGUCAAUGCAGGCGUAGGCACACCUGAGCUAGCGUUACUCUAGCUGGCGUGGGUAACCAUCGCAGGGUAGAUGCGGCAGCCGGGCCAUUUGUCCCAUUUUAAGCUGGGCUGUGCUGUUUUUCUGUGGUUGGGCCUCUGUCCAGCACUGGGAUAAAACCAGACAUGGGUUUGUCCAGUAUCAGGCACAGAGGACACCAUGUUGAAGAGUGCGGCCCUCUGCCCCUGCCAGUGUGACUGGGGUCAGGGGCAGUGAAGCCUCCCCCAAAGUGGGGGGGCAGGGACCCCUACCCUCUCCGUGGCACCACCUCUGCCCCUCUUCUUAUCACCGAGACCCCACCCCUGGCCAAGCCAGAAGCGGGGCUGGGGAGCCCGGGCCCCUCCACUUACCUAGGGUACAGGGGGCUUGAGAGCAGCCCCUGACCCUUGUUCCCACCCCCUCCCCAAGCCCUCCACCCAGGGCAGGUGGAGGGUUCGCGGCUCCCCACAGCUGCCCAGGCUCCCGUUGCCGGUCUAGCCAGGGGGCGGGGCCUCGGGGGAAGAGGAGGGGCAGGGACAGGGCCCGUGGCAAAAAGUGGUCCCUGCCCUCCCCCGUUCCAGUGCCCCUGACUGGAGUGCUCUUCAACAUGGCAUCCGUAGGGUCAUGCCAAAGGGGCAGUGUCACACAGCUGAGGUCGGCCCCACGCCAUUCCCAGAAGUACUGAAACGUCUGGUAUUUCUGGGGAUGCAUCAGUGGCCCCCUUAACAUCUGGUGGCCCAGGCUAGCCACCCCGGUACUAGCCUGCCAGAGUCCCGGGGUGCCUAUUUGGGUUGCCAGCCCAUGCCCAAGUCCAUCUCACCCUUUUCUACACUGCUAUUGUUACUCACGCUGGCUAGACCAAAACGACCCGGGGCGUGCCGAGCCAUACUGCAGUCACACCUUCACGUGCCCGUGCUGAGCUCAGAAGUGUUGGAAGCCACAGUCAGUUUGUCUUGGUGUGAGCAGGCAUUGUGCGAUAGCUCUGACCGUACCUGUGCGACAACGUGCUAGAGAACCACCAAGUAGCGGUCGGAUUUGAGCUCAUUCCUAUUGUGUUUUAUUAAGAAACGUGGGUGCAAACAGAAGACCACCUCACCUAUCCAAAUUCUCCUCUUAGCUGAAGUCCGAUUGUAUUGCCCUGGGGAGGCGGACAUCCCUGCUUCUCUAACCCCCCCCUCCCAUUUUUCCAACCCGUGCUCAGUUCCCCCACCCUUUCCAUUUGGAUAUUCAAGGUUUCUCUGCCGGACAUCGCCAACAGGCCCUUUGUUCUGCUCAAUUCUGAUCAGGCGCAAGCAGGAGUGCUGCCAGCUUUUUUGCUGCCCUAGGCGGUGGAAGGUCCCGCCCCCGAAAUGCGGACGACGACCAGGGCGGCCGAAGAUCCGGCCACCGCGGUCGCCACCCCCCAAAUGUUAGUGCCCUAGGUGACCUAGGCGGUCGCUUAAUGGGUUGCGCUGGCCCUGGGCACAAGGCUCAUUUCUGAAAAGAAUCCCAGCUUGUCCGCCUUGUGUGUCCAAAACCGCAGAGCAAAGAGAAAACCAGCAGUGUGAGAGUUUUGCUAGGAACGUAGCUACAUUUUCAUUAGGAUGUAGAGAAAUGUCUGGGCCAGAGCCUCAGGAGGUAUUGAUGGAGCCGGUUUCCACCAGCCGUAGAUUUGGCUGCCUGACCCACUAAAACCAAAUACAGCCACCACAUCAGUUUUGCCUUAAAGACUUGGGGUUAAAUAUUGCUCGGGCUCCCAUCCCCUGAGAUUACUGCCACACUGAACAUGGGUUGCACGUGGGCUCUGAGGACCCGAUUCGGAUUGCCUCAUAGUGCCUCACGCCAUGAGCCGGGCAUUGGCCGUCUAAAGCCAGGGAGCAACACGUUACUCCGCAUGGGUGCGGCCAUCGGAGCCGGACCCUUACGGCCGCUCUUGCUGCCCGUAUCACAGGAGGGCCACCCUGCGAACCCUCUCGCUGGUGAUCAUCCGAUUCCCCCCCACUGAAAUAUUUUGGGGAUACGUCUGAGUAGCCACUUGCCAGUGGGAUGAAGACCUUGGCAGCCUGCUUACUGAGUCGUAAGUGGCUCUGUAUGUUACUCUAGUCGGGGCGGCUUUGAGCAGUAAGGCUCAGAGCCACAAGAAUCAUAGGACUGGAAGGGACCUAGAGAGGCCAUCUAGCCCAGUCCCCUGCUCUCGUGGAGUUUUCAGAUACUCAUGGAGUAGCAAGAGGAUUAGGCAUUGUGCUUUACCCACACUGGCUUCACGGGCAGCUGUGGGGUCCGUCGGCCCCGCCUUGCUACACCUGGCUGGCGUCAGGCUUGGAGCGAGGGGAGAGCCCGGCUCAGAUGAAAGCGGAUUGGGGAGGAGAGCGGCCGAGCCUUCCAGAGCCUCCCUAGGGAAAGGCAGGAGAGUUGUGAGACCAUGUUGGGAUCUAUGUCAGCCGUGAAUGACCUGCCCCUGCGUUAGUCUGCUGCAAGUGGUGCCCUGCCUGAAGGGGGCGACUGCUUGGGAAUCGACCUUUGGUUUCCUUACGCCCGACUGCUAGUGCUGACUUGUCCGGAGCCUAGAAACAACCUGACCGCAGCUGCCUAGCGCUUAUUGAUUUCAAUGGGGGUUAGGCACCUAAAUGCCUAGGAGGAUCUGGGCCUUAGGGGCUAUUUAGAGUGAGCAGCCCUCAGGUGAAGGGGUUAAAAAAAAAAAAAAGUUUUUCCUCCCCCAAGUGCAAAAGAAGUGUCUGCAAACAAGUGGUAGAAAAUCUGGGAGGUUUUUUUUAUGGCCACAUAAAUAAAAAAAAAGGCCUGUUGGCUGGAUUGUUCAUACCUGUGCUGACGCCAGGUAUGAGAAAUGUUAGUCCAAAAGGCAACAGGACAAGAGAGAUGGAAAAAGGCUGAAGAGGAGGGUUUGUGCUGAAGGGUAGCAUUGCUCCAAUGUACCUGCUGUUUAUGGUACACAGUGCUUCAAGGGAGGCUAGGAACGUCUAUUCUAUAUGGAGAUUAAUUGUAACAAAUCUAUGGCAACGUAGGACUUCACAGAGGUCACCAUGCUGCAUCCGGUGGUUGUUUGGAAUUUCAGAGUGAUAGAACUCAGAGCCACUGCUCCAGGCUUCUACAGUGUGAGCUCAGAGUGAAUUUCCUUUAGCAGCGACCAGUAUAGGGUCUAUGACCCACAGUGGAGCAGUUCUGAUUCCACCCACCAGAGGGCAGGGGUGCAGCUGCAUGCUAGCUCGUUCUUGAUGUUAUGAUGCUAGUCAGGAAAUUCGCAAUGUGCAGCAAUUCAAAGCCUUCCUGGAGCUUGCAGAGUAUGUGACAUGUAGAAGGGAACGAGGCAGCCCGAACUAGUAAACGGCUGGGAAAAAUGUAAAUUCCACAUACAGAGCAUGGCUAUUUCACCUUCCAAAAAUAGCCGGGCUGCUGACUAUAAGAUGCCGAUUUUAAACUGGAGGUGAAGAAUGUAAACUUUCCUUCACAGGCCUGUAUGGUUUUGUGUCCCAAGCCAAGAACCCAUGGAAACCAGGGGCGAGGUACUUAGAAUGAAACUUUAAAUAAAAUUCGUUUUAAAAAAAGUA